CCGGAAGCGGUUUUGCACCAAAUUCAAAGUGCAGUUGCUGUGUGUUUUCUGGUGGAUGUGAUGUUUGGCCCAAAAUGGUGUUUAAUUAGCUCUUAUACAUGAAUACUAAUGAUGAGUGAAAGAGAAGGAAAGCGUGCACGUCGACGGAGGUCAAUCCGGCUCCAUCGUCAGUCCUCUGUUCCCCUUCUCCCUCUACCUCCCACCAACUGCGAGGACACAGAGCGUCCAGAGGGGGGGGCCCCAGACGGCAUCGACAUCACCUGUAUGAAUGUGUCUGUGUUCAGUGCAUCACAAACUGCACAGGAAGAUGAUGGGGGAAGCUUCUGGAUAGAGGUUAAUGAAGAUACAAGGCGGACCAGAAAAUCGAGAAGAUCCAACAUUGGGUUUCAUGUGAUCAAGGAUGUGCGUGACUCUUAUGAUGCUGCUGAAUCUACUGGUGCUGCAAGUGCACCAGUUUUGUUUGACAGCUCAGAAAGUAGGGCAAACAUGGUGGGUCAAAGUCAGUGUGACAGCCCAGAUAUAGAGAUACCCAGACUGCCGUGUGCCGAGGAGUCACCUAACUUCAUAACACCAACCAUGUAUCACACGUUAACUGAAGAUAGGAUUCUGGGGAGAUCAGCAACUAAAACUCCUGUAUUGAGUUCUCAUGGUUACAAGGCUUUACCAUGUGUCCGGACUCCAUCUCAAGAAUUAUUUGACGGAUUUGACGAUGCAUUUAUGCUUGGCACACCAGUCAGUGGCCAGGAAGUUGACCAGGGUUGUCCCCCUUCCUGUGAAGAUGAUAGCGAGGACAGUUUGCUCAUUGGUACGCCUGAUCUUGCAAAGUUUCAGAAAAAUAUUCGCUUCAGGUGCUCUCUGGACUUCUCAGAGCUUGACCGUACACCAGUGAAAGGGGAAGAUGUUUCUGCAGAUGUCUCCCAAGAUUCAGUUCAUGAGUCGCCCCUUGUGGGUUUUGUGUAUGACAAACUGUCUGCCUCAGAUUUAGUGAGGAGAAAAAGAGCCAAGUCACAUCGCUAUAGCAACGAGAACACCAAAAGUGAUUACUCUCAGGACCGAAGACUGAAAAAUGGUACUCCAAGGCGUAUUGUUGACGACAUCAGCAAUAACACAGAUGAUCAAGAUGGUCGAGAAGUCAUCUUUAGCAGUCCUGCAGUUGACCCAGGGACUACUAAGAGAACUUUAAUGUCCGUGGGACAUGUAAAUGUUUCGAUGCGGAGCAACAGGUCGACCUCCACCACCUCCUCCUACACCAGCUGUGUGGAGGACAAUCUCAGUCAGCCCAGCACUCACUCCUUUCUCCUGGACUCACCAGCGUAUGCUUCCCCUUCAGACAAAGGUAUGGUAGAUUCACCCAACACUCCUGCUCCUUUGUUUGAAGAGUCAAGUGAAGACACUAAGUCAACACCCAAAACACACAGAACCCUAGAUACACAAGUUGCAACACCUGUGACACACAGAGACCCAGAUAAACAAGUUGCGGUUAUCCCUGAAUGUUCUGAUACAAGAGAUCCAUUUACACCAAGCCCCAUUCCAGUCAGUACUGACUGUAUGGAGAGUGAACCCAUUGUCAGGGUAUCGGAGACUGGGGGAGAUUCAAAAAGCAACUCAAACACGGCUGCUGAGGAGGGGGAAAUGGAACAAAUGUCGUCCACUCACCCUGAACCUAAAGGCAAGGAGCGAAGCAUUACUUCUGAAGUGUGUGACUUGUUCCGUAAUCUGGCAAAGAAAUUUUCAAGCAGUGGAAAGAAGGGGAAGAAAUCAACUAGCUUGAAGAAGCCCAAGAACCGGGGAAGGUGGAGGAAGAGAGAAGAUGCUGGCACAUCAGGUUCUUCCGCUGAUGUCGUGUCUGGUUCUGCUGAAGAGUCUGUAUGGUUCAGUUUCAGGAAGGGGCUCUCAGAGCAGCCUACUCCGAAUGUGGAAAAACACCCAGCUGAAGGUGUAUCAAAACAGUCUCUAGACUUCAGUCCAUUCCUUGCCUCUGGCCAGAACAGCGCCAGUCCUGAUGAGCGAGCUGAGCCACAAUCGCCAGUCUGGAAAGUCCAGAGUAGUAUCUCUAGUAGUGAUGUAGUUGUUUGUGAAAAUUCAGCCUGUGUGAAUUCACCGCUCCUUAAAGAAACAAUCCUUCUGGAAAAAUGUGUUAAUGUUGAGAGUUGUGAAGCAGUGGUUGAUGAACCAGCUCAAAAAAGGCGGGGAAGGUCAAAGCGGAGAUCAAUAGAAACGACUGUUCUUCAAGAAUGUGAAAACUUAAGUGUAAGCGAGCCAGAACCAAAUAAAGAGGAAGUUGAAGAAACGUCUUCACUUCGAAGGAGCAGGCGAUCCCGCAGGAGUUCCCUGGAGAUUUUCCGCUACCAGUCACACACUCCUGAUGAUAUUGUUGUAGAAGAUCCUCCAUGCACAAGCAGUCCAGAAGAAGCUUCUCCUGAAGUACAGCCCAAGAAGACAAGGAGUCGCAGAAAAGCAGCAGCAGCUUUGGAGGAAAACCUGGAAGAUCUGUACAGAAACAAGAACUAUAAAGCCCCAGGGGAACGCAUGUGGGAGACAUUGUUUGAGUCUCCAGAUAAGUCCAAGAAGCCAGAGCUAAUCAUGAGCAGGCGCAAGUAUCGGAGGUCCCUUGCUUUCGAAGUUGUCCCCCCUUCCAAGAUAAAACGCCGCCUUCAGAGGGCCAUGUCUCAGGGCUGGGACGUUACGGGGAGGAAAAGGAAGAUCGUUCAGCUGGAGGAAGUGAAGAUGAAGAUUGCUGCACUUAGUGCAGAGAUAGAAACAGAUCACGAAAUGAUCACCAUGUAAACAAGUAAAUAACAUUUUAUUUUUUCAUGCAUUGUCAGUAAUUUAGUCUUUUAAUAGAGAAUAUGCAUAAAAAUACUU
This is a messenger RNA of Haliotis rufescens (red abalone), 2865 nucleotides long. RefSeq lists its product as uncharacterized. The coding region runs from base 109 to 2787 and encodes 892 amino acids. NCBI's taxonomy places the organism in Eukaryota, Metazoa, Mollusca, Gastropoda, Lepetellida, Haliotidae. The record is from RefSeq and is a predicted model, not a curated record. The transcript is spliced from 2 exons.